This is a messenger RNA of Ricinus communis (castor bean), 1988 nucleotides long. RefSeq names its product putative serine/threonine-protein kinase-like protein CCR3. The transcript has 2 exons. The coding region runs from base 1396 to 1842 and encodes 148 amino acids. Gene Ontology annotation, molecular function: protein serine/threonine kinase activity. The record is from RefSeq and is a predicted model, not a curated record. Lineage: Eukaryota; Viridiplantae; Streptophyta; Magnoliopsida; Malpighiales; Euphorbiaceae.
AGAAAUGAGAUCAUCCUGCAGAAGAGUAUACCGAUGGUGCAAGUCUUAUUAUUUAAUUGUGUUCUUAUGGGGCAUCAGUCAUUUCCUACUUCUUUACCUUUCCCUCUGCCAUGCUGCCAGGGCACUUUGUUUUCAGAGUACGCAGAAGUAUAAAAGAGAUGCCCAAAAGUCUAAACUGUGUAGAGCCAGAGACUGACACAGAUCAGCAUCACUUUUUACUAUAUUGUAUGCUUAUGUCUCUUCAUCCUUCUAUUUAAGCAGUUUUUGGAUUCUGCAGGUUCUUUCAGGAUAAUCAGUAAGAGAGUACUAUGGCUGAAUCCAUCUACAUAAAACUGAAGAACAUGAUGUUGGGAUGAGAAUUAUCCGGUGCCAAGUAGAGCAGAUCACUUACAAUCAGAAAGUUACUAUGCUGGAACGUGCUAUCAUCAUCAUGAACUUCAUCUUUGAGAUUCCAUCUGCUGUUUUUGAUCAGAUAUCCUCUGUGCAUAAGCCUCAAUAUGCUCUUCUUAGUAUGGUGAUGUCUUUGGUAGUUAUGAUCAUUUCCAUCAUUGAUCUUGUUCACAAGGGUCGAAGGGAAAGAGUUUCUUGCAUGAAGAAAGGGAUGAUACCUUGGUUUUAUUACCCAAAUCGAAAUCGAAACCCUUUCGUUUCAUUUAUUGAUAUGAUUGGAUUAGUUUGUGCCAUCAUUCAAUGUGUUUUUACAACAGUAGCAUAACCCUUUCUGUCUAGGCAUGCUGAUAAUCCUGUCAACCUGAAUGUUUGGCCUAUGAUAUUUGCCUUUGGUGUAUUGUACUCUAGAUUUUUGCAGAAACCUGCACGGAGAAGGCCAACCCCAGUUGUAAGAGCCGAAGACAUGGAAAUGAAUUUACUUCAGCUGCAAUUGCAGAUAACAUCGUUUCAGGAGAUCCUCCAAAAAGAUUGCCAACCUCAUUUGCAAGGACGGUAUAUGGAAAAGAAUUUACUCCGGCUGAGCUUGCUGCUGCUACCAAUCAUUUCAAGAACAAGAUCAGUUCAGGAAGCGUUGGUGCUGUUUAUAAAGGGAAAUUACUUGAUGAUCAAGAAGUGGCAAUCAAGAGAAGACCCACAGGCCAACUGAGAAAAUUGUCAGUCCUGUCAACACUUCACCACAAAAACUUAGUUAGGCUCAUUGGUUACUGUGAAGCUGGAGACGAGAAGAUUUAGUUUACGAGUACAUGAAAAAACAGAUCUCUCUAUGACCAUUUACAUGACAAGAACAAUACUGAUAAGAAAAGUAGUCUGAUAAAUUCCUGGAAAAGGAGGAUCAAGAUUGCAUUAGAUGCUGCAGUAGGAAUUAAUUAUCUUCACAAUGAGUUGAACACAAAUAUUAUCCACAGAAACAUCAGGUCUUCUCACAUCUUGCUUGACACGAACUGGAUGGCGAGAGUUUCAGAUUUUGGACCGUCACUGAUAGGUCCUGAAUAUGAAAUUUUGUGCAUCGAUCCUGAAUUCAACAGAAUACUGAAUGCAAAGAGCGAUGUGUACAGUUUCGGUGUGGUAUUGCUGGUACUUCUGACAGGCAAGGCAGCUAUAUUCGAGGAUAUUGAUAGUAGAAGAGGCCUAAUAGAUAUAGCGAGUUUUGCAGUGCCUAAAAUUCUGUCUAAUGAAUUAUUCAUGGUAUUGGAUCCUAGGGUCGGUCCACCUGAACAAACUGGUAACGAGGCAGAGGCCGUGGAUUUAGUGGCGAAAACUGCAGUUUGUUGUAUGAAUUUGGAAGGGAAAAACAGGCCAACUAUGUCUGAUAUUGCUGCUAAUUUGAAACAAAGUUUUUCUUUAUGCGAUGGAUGGUUAUUGAGGAUAAUCGACAUUGAAGCAGGGAAGUAGCAGAUAUCAGUCUAAUGAUGUUCUAUAGUUAAUUUACUCUCAUUCUUGUAAUUAUGCAAUAUUUCUUUGGUGUUUCAGUUUCUAAAUAUGUUUUAUCAGCUUUACAAGUUCAAGAAAUCUCCACAAAACUAUUCCAUGGCUAAAAU